GCCAGACAUGGCAGGGCUUCGAGGAAGGAUCUUGACUUUCCCAACUUCAUCACACCUUGGGAGAGCAUCGAAACCCGUCACAACAAGGCGAUUUUACUGUUUCGACCUCAAUUCCAGCUCCUCUUAUUAAACCACCCUACAUCUAGGACAGAAAGCAACAAUGCCUCCACGGCACCAGACCCUCCCGCCGGCGCAGACCUCGUCGGCGCGCGAGGCGCUCCAGUCCUUCUACUGCCAGCUCUGCAGCAAGGGCUACUCGCGCAUGAACGAGUAUGAGGCGCACCUGAGCAGCUACGACCACAGCCACAAGCAGCGGCUGAAGGACAUGAAGGCAAUGGUGCGGGACCCGACGGCGGCGGCGCGGGCGCGGCGGGCCGAGCAGAAGCAGAACGAGGGCGGCGUCAUCAGCAUCAAGCUCGGCGGCGGCGGUGGUAACAAUUCUUCUGACGGAGUGGGAGGGGGAGGGUUUAAGAAGGGUGGGUUUAAGAAGACCGGGUUUAAGAGUGCUUUUGUGCCUGUUGGUACUACUACUGGUAGUAGUAGUACUGCACCGGCGCCGGUGAGGGAGGAUGUUGGCGGGUUGGGGAAGAGCAGGCAGGAGGGGGAUGUGGUGAAGAAGACGGCGGCGGCGGCGGCGAAGAGCGAACUGGUCGAGAGCGAUACGGAUGACGAGGGGUAUGAGGUCUAUGACCCGCGGAAGCCGACUGAUUGAAGCGUCGGUUAGAGAGGCGAAGUGGGUGAUUUGCUUGGAAGACCCGGCUACCGAACAUCGGACUUGGGGGAGCUUUUCCGUGACAACACCUAGUGUCGCCGGGAUAAAUCACGGAUAUGACGGAGUCCAUUCCAGCGUGGAUGGGAGCUAUGUUCUCCUUUUGGCUAUGUCCAGAAAGCAACAUCUACCACCCUGAAAGUUACCACGCCUGCCCAUACAUACGAACCCGAAACGCCGUCACCGUACAGCCCGACCUACCUAGCGAGUCAUCGUCCUGCCUAGGUACCUAUGGCCCCCCCAUGGACGACCACAACCGCGGCUCAAACUCGGACAGAUCCUCCUCCAACAGCCCCAAAAUAUGGGUAUUCCCGGAGAACCAGUUGCCCAGCUCAUUCGCCUGGCUGGCACCGCUGAACUCGGCAAUCGCCACAUCACCACCCUCCCCACCAGCGAACGGCGGCGCGCCCGGAAUCGUCGGAUGAGCGCCAAACUGCUGC
Molecule: messenger RNA, 1209 nt
Organism: Chaetomium strumarium
Lineage: Eukaryota; Fungi; Ascomycota; Sordariomycetes; Sordariales; Chaetomiaceae
Exons: 2
Coding region: 161-712 (183 amino acids)
Molecular function (GO): zinc ion binding; nucleic acid binding
Source: RefSeq, a predicted model, not a curated record